AACCAAACUCAACUCAACUCAACUGAAUCUCUCUCUCUCUCUCUCUCUCGCAAUGUUUCCACUACUACUCUUCCUCCUCCUCCUCUCAGUCUCUCCUCCGGCGACUCAGUCUCUGAACCAAGACGGCCUUUUUCUGCAGCAAGUCAAGCGCAGUCUCUCCGACCCGACCGACUCUCUCGCCUCCUGGAACGACCGCGACGACACACCAUGCAGCUGGAGCGGCAUCACCUGCAAAAACGUCAGCGUCACCUCCGUCAACCUCUCCAACUUUCUGCUCGCCGGGACGUUCCCGACCAUCCUCUGCCGCCUCCCCUCUCUCUCCUACCUCUCUCUCUACGACAACCUCAUCAACUCCACCCUCCCCCCCGAUCUCUCCGCGUGUAAAGACCUCCAGUACCUCAAUCUGUCGCAGAACCUCCUCGUGGGCCGCAUCCCGGAGACCCUCUCUCAAAUCCAGAAUCUCCGGUCUUUGGACCUCUCCGGGAACAACUUUUCCGGCGAGAUUCCUCCGAGUUUCGGAGAGUUUCGGCAUCUCGAAACGCUCAACCUGAUUGAGAACCUUCUGAACGGUUCGAUACCCAUUUCUCUCGGCAACAUUUCGAGUCUGAAGGAGCUUAUGCUUGCUUACAACCCGCUCUCGCCGAGUCCGAUACCGAGUGAACUCGGCAACCUGACGAGUCUCGAGGUGCUAUGGCUCGCUAGGUGUAACCUCGUGGGUCAGAUUCCGCCGAGUCUUGGCGGCCUGACUCGCCUGACAAACCUCGAUUUAUCUUUGAACCGACUCACUGGGUCAAUCCCGAGCUCGAUCACAAAGUUGAAAAGUCUAGUCCAGCUUGAGCUAUAUAACAACUCGCUUUCUGGCGAGUUGCCGUCGGGGACGUCGAACAUGACAUCGUUGUUGAGGCUCGACGCGUCGAUGAACGAGUUGACUGGGACGAUUCCGGGGGAGUUGUGUGGCUUGUCCCUCGAGUCACUGAACCUGUACGAGAAUCGCUUCGAAGGGUCUCUACACGAGAACAUAACUCGGUCAGCAAAGUUGAACGAACUCAAGCUCUUCAACAACAAACUCAGUGGCCCAUUACCGAGUCAACUCGGCAGGAACUCGCCGUUGCAGUACGUUGACCUUUCGUACAAUGGAUUUACCGGUCAAAUUCCAACCCAUUUGUGUGAAAAGGGUGUGUUGGAAGACCUCCUUUUGAUAUACAAUUCGUUUUCCGGGAAAAUUCCUGAGAGUCUGGGAAAAUGCCAGAGCUUAGGCCGGGUUCGGUUGAAGCACAAUAAGCUUUCGGGCACAGUUCCUGAAACAUUCUGGGGAUUACCCCAUGUCUAUUUGCUUGAGCUUGAAGACAAUUCGCUGUCUGGAAACAUUGCUACAACGAUUUCCGGUGCACAUAAUCUGUCUUUGUUGUCGAUUUCCAAAAACCUGUUUUCAGGGUUGAUACCUGAGGAGAUAGGGGCGCUGAGCAAUCUUGUUGAGUUUUCGGGUAGCGAAAAUAGGCUUACAGGUCGAAUUCCGGGGAGUAUUGUGAAGUUGAGUGAAUUGGGCAAGCUUGAUCUUCGUGAUAAUGAGCUUUCUGGGGAGAUUCCGGUGGGAAUUCGAGCUUGGAGGAAGCUCAAUGAGCUUAGUUUGGCGAACAAUACGUUAUCCGGCGAAAUCCCAGGUGAAAUUGGGAGCUUGCCGGUGCUUAAUUAUCUUGAUCUUUCUGGGAACCUCUUUUCCGGGAAAAUCCCACUGGAAUUGCAAAAUCUGAAGCUCAAUUUGCUCAACUUAUCGGAUAACAGGCUGUCCGGUGACCUCCCUCCUCUUUAUGCUAAUAAAAAUUACAGGAGUAGCUUCGUCGGCAAUCCGGGCUUGUGUGGCGACCUUCCUGAUCUUUGUCCUAGCGUAGGUGGAAGAAGCAAGAACCAGGGCAGUUUGUGGAUUCUUCGAUCCAUCUUUAUGCUCGCCGGCGUUGUUUUUGUUGUUGGUGUCGUAUGGUUGUAUUGCAAGUAUCGGACAUUCAAGAAGAACAAGAAAGGAAUUGCUAUGUCCAAGUGGAGGUCGUUCCACAAGCUUGGUUUCAGCGAAUUUGAAAUUAUCGAUACCCUCAAUGAAGAGAAUGUGAUCGGGACCGGAGCUUCCGGGAAGGUUUACAAGGUUGUGCUUAGCAAUGGGGAGGUGGUGGCGGUGAAGAAGCUAUGGGGAGGAGCGAAGAAGGAGGAUGGCAGUGCUACUGAUUCGGAGAGAGAUGGGUUCGAAGCUGAAGUUGAAACGUUGGGGAAGAUCAGGCACAAGAAUAUUGUGAGGCUAUGGUGUUGCUAUGACACCGGCGAUUGCAAGCUUCUGGUCUAUGAAUUCAUGCCCAAUGGAAGCUUGGGGGAUUUGCUGCAUAGCGGCAAGGGAGGGUCGUUGAAUUGGCCGACAAGGUAUAAGAUUGCUCUCGACGCGGCUGAAGGGCUGUCGUAUUUGCAUCAUGAUUGUGUUCCUCCCAUUGUUCAUAGGGACGUGAAAUCAAACAACAUAUUGUUGGAUGGAGAGUUGAGAGCCAGAGUUGCAGAUUUCGGAGUUGCUAAGGCUGUUGCAGCAGCCAGCAAAGGGGUGGAAGCCAUGUCUGGCAUCGCAGGCUCCUGUGGUUACAUUGCUCCAGAAUAUGCUUACACGCUUCAUGUGAAUGAGAAGAGCGACAUAUACAGUUUCGGAGUGGUGAUUUUGGAGUUGGUGACAGGAAGGUUCCCAGUUGAUCCAGAAUUCGGAGAAAAAGACUUGGUGAAAUGGGUGUACACCACCGUGGACCAGAAGGGAGUCGACCAUGUAAUCGACACCAAACUGGGUUCUGAGUACAAGGAAGAGAUCAGCAAAGUUGUCGACAUCGGCCUUCUUUGCACCAGCCCGCUUCCAAUCAACCGCCCGUCGAUGCGGAAGGUGGUUAAGUUGCUCCAGGAGGCAGGGGCAGAGAGCAGGUCCAAGAUGGUGGCUAAGAAGGAUGGGAAGCUCUCCCCUUAUUACUAUGAAGAGGCCUCUGAUCAAGGAGCUAGGGUUUAAAGAAUGAGACACUUUCGCUCCCCUCCCGCACUUUAAGUGCACUCUCUCCCUAACGUGGCAGUGAAAAGAAAAUUAUCAUGUAAUAUUGUAAUUUUCACUAUUACGUAAGAAAGCGUGUGUAUAAAAUUUCAUUUAUCGGAGUUCUGGUAUCCUUAUGAUGCCUGCUUGCUUUCAUGGGGGGUAAGGUAUUGAUUGCACUGAUGAGAGAGAGAGAGAGAGAGAGUUUCACUUGAAAAUGAUAGCAUAGGGCCCAAGAUUAGGACGUUAAUGGGUGUAGCCAUUAAAUUUAUCUAGCAGCGUAGUUGCUGGUUCCUCCUUUAUUAGGUGUGAUUGUAACAUGCAACUGUGAAAAAUAUCAGAAUAGGGGACAUAUUUUCCCUGUUAGCUAAGGCAGUGAUCCUCUAUUUAAGAA
Molecule: messenger RNA, 3434 nt
Organism: Alnus glutinosa
Lineage: Eukaryota; Viridiplantae; Streptophyta; Magnoliopsida; Fagales; Betulaceae
Product: receptor-like protein kinase HSL1
Exons: 2
Coding region: 53-3022 (989 amino acids)
Biological process (GO): protein phosphorylation
Molecular function (GO): receptor serine/threonine kinase binding; ATP binding; protein kinase activity
Source: RefSeq, a predicted model, not a curated record